UCGGACGCAAACCCUAGAAGCCGCCGGUCUUUGAAGCUCUCAGAUCGAUCUCUCGCCGAUUCAUUCUUCUCCUCCUCCUCCUCUUCUUCUUCGACGACGAGUAGCAAAGGUUCCUUUUAUCAACUCAUGUGCAAGAGGUUUGUCAAUUGUUACAUUGGAAAUUGAUACACCAAGGUUAAGAUUGGUGAUUGGACAUGGAUCUGAUUCUUCCAUUCAAAAAGGGUGAUUUUGCAGAGUCAAAGUCAUUCAUCGAUGGUUACAAAGGUGCAUGGUUUCGCUGUAAGAUUAUAGAUACGCGUGUAACAGAAACGGGGAACCUUGAGUAUUUCCUGGAGUAUAUUGAUUAUCGAGAUGAAGAGAAAACAUGGACUAGAGUCUUUGAAAAGAACCCAGCUUAUGUCGAAAGGAACUCAAAUGCGGAUAUAGAAUGCAUGCUUCGUCCUUCCUUUCCUGAGUUGUAUCAGGGGGAUCAAGUUCCUGAGCAAUUUCCAAAGAGUAAUAUGAUAGUAUCCUUCUGUGAUACCCCGAAAGUAGGUGAUCUGAUUGAAUGGUUGUCUGAAGGUUCUUACUGGACUGGGAAAAUUACUAAGUUACUCAACGAAGAUAUGGUUAAGGUACAGCUGUUGAAACCUCCCUUAGGUGAAGGUCGUUGUUAUCCUGCUUACUGUAAGGACAUCAGGCCUGCUCUUAAUUGGUGCCUGGUAGAAGGUUGGACUGUACCUCUUUCACAGGCAAAUGGACGCUGCUGGUAUGCUGCUCGUCUGAUUCAUCAUAGAUCUGACACAGAUAAGAGCAGUUCAGAUGAAGAGGCGACAUCUGACGACGAUGAAGAGGAAGCACGGAAAUCCUUGAAAAGAUCAUCAAAUACAUCACAAGAAGCUCCAGAAUCCUCGAGGAAAUUCUUGAAAAGAUCAGAUAAAUCACAAGAAUCUCCAGGUUCCUCGAGCCUGGAAAUUUCAUCAGAUGCAACUGCCACUUGUAGGCUAAACAGUCAGCCAGCUACCAUUGCCACAACCUCGGGGAUUCUGAGACCCAGUAUCUAAUCUAAAUCAUUGGGUCAUUAUAGUAGUAAUGGUGCAAAAGCAGCUGUGACCUUGUAGGCCUUUUAGUAGUAGGUUAGCACUUAGCAGGUCAGCCCACAUACAUCCUUAGACUACUGAGGAAAUAGGCAUGUCUGAAGCGCUUUGUUGUGGAGCUGUACACUUGCACUGCCAGAUCUCGUCAACAACCUGAAUUGGCCACACCAGAAAUAUACUGCUGAUGAUGGUGGUCAAAUCUCUU
Messenger RNA from Oryza brachyantha (malo sina), 1281 nucleotides. RefSeq lists its product as uncharacterized. The transcript is spliced from 8 exons. NCBI's taxonomy places the organism in Eukaryota, Viridiplantae, Streptophyta, Magnoliopsida, Poales, Poaceae. Bases 195 to 1043 code for a protein of 282 amino acids. The record is from RefSeq and is a predicted model, not a curated record.